CACAGUGUGGCGUCAUUACCGUAACGUUAGUAAUUGUGUCGGUAAAUAAAGGUUCAGCUAGCUUCACUGGUAAUGUCAAUAACCCCCCUCCACAAUUUGUUGUGCUUCAUUUUGUUGAUAUGCAUGACUGUUGUCGGUCCGUAAGAUAUAUGAAUAAUAGAGCUUGGUCUUGUGAACAACUCUAGCUGAGAAAGAUGUUAAUUAAAAGUCUCAUCGCUAACGCUAACUAGCUAUAUGUUGCUAGCUGCAACAUUUUGGACAGAACAGCGCUUUUUGGCUAAACACAAACGUUGGCUACAGCUCGCACUUGAUAUUUAUCUACCGAGACUUGUCGGUGGAAGAGAACCGUAUGCAUUAAACGAAGUUACAACCUGAACUGCGUGAGGGAUCCGUUUGUCUCCUUCUGCACCGAAAGCUCAAUUCAUACAAAAUGUCAGCGCAAAAAGACUGCGAGUUUUUGGUGAAAAGAGCCCGGGAGCUGGUCUCUGAUGAUCCCUGUGCGGCCAAAGCCUGGCUCAUAACUGCCAGAACUCUGUACCCUACAGACUUCAACAUACAGUAUGAAAUGUACAUCAUUGAACGCAACGCAGAGAGGACAGCUUCGGCAGGGAGACUGCUGUAUGACAUGUUCAUGAACUUUCCAGAUCAGCCCAUUGUUUGGCGAGAGAUCAGUGUCAUCACAGCUGCCCUGCGCAGUGACUCUCAGGACAAACAUGCACAGUUUCUGCGAGGGCUUUUUGAGACACUGCCAGGCCGUGUGCAAUGUGAGAUGCUACUGAAAGCCACGGAGCAGUGUUUCAACACUUUGGAAAAGGCAGAGAUGCUGCUUCUCCUUCUCAAGCGCUUUCCAGAGUCUGUGGUGCAACAUGGAGUCAAUCUUGGAGAAACACUGUUAGAGGCGGAGGCAUCAGAGAGUAUGGAGACUCCGGUCAACUGCUUCAGAAAACUUUUUGUGUGUGAUGUCCUUCCUUUGGUCAUAAAUAACAUGGACAUGCGCUUGCCAGCCAGCCUGAUGCAGAAGUACAUGCUGAAAGCAGCUGAAUUCUACAUCGGCUAUGUUACCCGUGGACCCUCACCUGAUGUACAAAUGCAGGGCUCUCAAGAAGGUGGGGCUCUGAAGUCACCGAGUGUGUCCCGUGGCUCCCAGCGUUAUGUGAUUGACGGCCUGUCAGAAAAGUCAUCAGUGGUAGCAGAACCUUGGGAGAGGCUGUUGGAUAUCCUCGCUGUGGUUGGAGCACGCUGCGAGUGGCAGGGAGACAAGGGACAGAGGAGUUAUGUGGACAUGCUGCAGAGAGUGAAGGAACUGUGUCGCUACCUGCCCGGUCUGGAAGGAGACACAAGGUCCCGUUGCUGUAGUCAAGUGGUCAUCUGUGCUGCACUCGUCCUCUUCCGCAGUGCCUUCCUCUAUGUCUCAGCUGUGCAGCCUGCACUGUUCCAGGGCGUGAAUGCGUUGAGUUCCGGGCCGUGGAUCCUUGUAGAGGAUUUGAGCUCGGUGUAUAAUGAUGUGGAGGUGGAAAGAGGAGCAGUGAAACAUGCACAUAAGAAACGCAAACUGGCAGACGGUAGAGAGAAGACAAUGAGCUCAGACGAUGAGGAAGGGUUGGGAAAAGGUCGAGGUCGACACAUUUUAGUGAACAAGACUGAUAUGCCCAGCUGGUCAGAGACUCUGGACAGCUUCCGCACAGCGAGGGAAAGCUGGGACCUUCUUCACUCCCACGAUGGCCUGGAAACUGAGUUCAAGAAGAUCUGUGCCGCUUGGAAGACAGACAGCUGGCUUUGGUUCAGAAUAUUCCUCACCGACAUGAUCAUAUACCAGGGACAGUACCGUAAGGCCCUCUCCAGCCUGCACCAGAUGGCUGCAGUGCAGCAGCCUCAGCCUGGACAGCAGAGCCCCUCAGGUCAGGCCAGUGUGGAGCACCACAGGGCCCUCAUACAGCAGGCCUCCUGCCACUACGCACUGGGAGAGUUCAGGAUGGCCUGUGAGAAGCUGCUUGAUGUCGUCAGUGGGCUCGUGCCCCCAAACCAAGAACCAACAAAGGCCCCAGAGGAUCAGGGUAGAGUCAAGAUCAAAACCAGGAAAGGCAAUGACCUGAGAUUGCUGCCCUGCACCAGUAAAGCUAUUUUACCCUUCUGUCUCCAGCUGAUGCUGGCCUGCUUCAAGCUCCGUGCUUUCACAGACAGCCGUGACGACCUAUCCCUUGGUCAUGUGGUGGUGCUCCUGCAGCAUGACUGGCCACAGGGCGAGAUGCUGUUUUUAAAGGCAGUAGAUAAGAUCUGUCAGCAAGGCAGUUUCCAGUAUGAGAAUUUCUUCAACUAUGUCACCAACAUUGACAUGCUGGAGGAGUUUGCAUACCUGCGCACUCCAGAGGGAGGAAGGAUUCAACUGGAGCUGCUGCCCAAUCAGGGAAUGCUGAUCAAACAUCACACAGUGACUCGUGGAAUCACCAAAGGAGUGAAGGAGGAUUUCCGUCUGGCCAUGGAGAGGCAGGUGUCACGCUGUGGAGAGAACCUGUUUAGUGUGCUUCACCGUUUCUGCAUCAACGAGAAAGUCAUCAUCAUCCAGUCUCUUCCAUGACACCCGGCCUGUGACCUUUGAACCUUUUCGUAGUUGAUAAUUCAGGCACAGCUUCAAUUUAAUGCAGCUGGACUGACUUUAUGAUACAGGACAAUUUCUGUCUCUCUUAUCUUUAUCACUGAACUCUUAAAAAAAGAAGUAUCCUUGCCUUAAAAGUUGGAGAGAAUGCUGUUUUUGUUUUUAGUUUGGCUCAUACAAUUUUCAUGUUAUGUGUGUGGUUUCUGUCGUUACUGGUGUUAACCACAUGUACUUGACCACAUUUGAAGUGGUUUAAUCAUGAAUUGUGACAUUUUGUAGGAGUCAUUUCUGACAAAAGAAUUAAGUACAUUUUUGAUAUUCUUCAGUGAAGUUUAUUGUUUUUGUCAAAACUUGACCAAAUUGUUAGUUUAUAUACAUGUUUCCAUUAAAUGUGCUUUAAAGAUCA
Chelmon rostratus (copperband butterflyfish) is the source of this 2999-nucleotide messenger RNA. RefSeq names its product integrator complex subunit 10 (gene ints10). The record is from RefSeq and is a predicted model, not a curated record. The transcript has 17 exons. Lineage: Eukaryota; Metazoa; Chordata; Actinopteri; Chaetodontiformes; Chaetodontidae. The coding region runs from base 431 to 2575 and encodes 714 amino acids. Gene Ontology annotation, biological process: snRNA processing. Gene Ontology annotation, cellular component: integrator complex.